AUGGUGUGUUGUUUCAUGAAUGUCGAUAUGAAAGCAAUGAAGGAACUUAUCCCCACCCUUCUUAUUUCUCUGUGCGGGCUUUUCCUUAUGUCUACCACGCUGUACGACCACAUAGACAGGGACUAUGCACAGCCCAUGCACUACCUUUUCAUUCUCAACUCAAUGCUCUGCUUCAAGAACAACAUUGAGCUAAACUAUGCAGACAUGAUGAGCAGCUCGGUGAAGAAGGCCCGGGCGCACAGGGGAUCUAUUUCCUCUGUUGACCUGAUUGAGUAUGUCUUUGACUCGGGCCUGAAAAUGUUCUUUAUCUCUCUUUCCUUCGGCAUUUUAAUUGGUGUGUGCUCGAACUACAAGAAUGUCCUUGAAAUGCUUCUUUUCAACGAUCUGUACAAGAACUUCAUUCUCAUCGUGAGCACAAUCCUCUCUUCUUUCUUUGCCGGAGCAUGCAGCUGCAUUUCCACCUUCAUUUGUGUUAUUAUCUGCAUCUUCAUGAGCAUUUCCUUCAGGUUCGACUCAGACAACAUUGUUCUCCCAAUUAUUGCGUCGAUGUCUGACUACAUAUGCACAAUGGCGCUAAACUACUUCUCGGAAAACAUUUUCAUGGAGGCCUUUCAGAGAUAUCCCUUUUUGAUCGACAACUAUCCGUCGGGUGUUCUUCGCCCUGAUGUCUACCGGCAGAUAUUUGCCACUAAUUGUGCCCUCAUGGUUAUAACGGUUAGCAUUCUGGGUGUGCUUUACUACCACUCGAGAAACAAGUGCAAUCUUCGGCUAUUUAGCGCAUGGUCGCUCUCUGUUUCUUUUGCGAUCACCAUGCUCGCUGGGCACAUCAUCAAUCUUGUGUCCCAGGACAAUAUGUGGCUCGGGUGCAUCAUUCCUUUGUUCAACGGGAUUUCAGGCUCGAUAAUUCUGAUUUAUGUGGGGAAGCUGACAACCUUUAUCAACUCAAAGGGCUACGAGAGCGAUGGAAGCGAAGUCAUUUCCAUCAGCAGCUACGAAGACUCGCAUAAUGAAGAAAGCGUGAAGAACCCAAAAAACACAACUACUCUUUGUACCAUAACUAUUACGUCUUUCUGUCUCUCUGUUGUUUCCUGUCUCCUCCUGAAGUUUUUCUUUGUCGAUAUGCCUUCUUUUUAUAUUUUUAUAUUCGGAGUUCUUCUAAACUUGGAAGUCUUUCUUCUGUACCAUAUGGUGAAUGCAAUUGUCUCUGUCCUGCAGUAUUUUAAAAUGGAUAUCUCCUACCACAUCGUGCCCCUUCUAAACGCUCUGAGCGACUUGCUUGGCAUAUGUCUUCUGGGCGGCGCUGUUUUUCUUAUAACAUAA
This is a messenger RNA of Nematocida minor, 1320 nucleotides long. RefSeq names its product solute carrier family 41. The record is from RefSeq and is a predicted model, not a curated record. The transcript has a single exon. Gene Ontology annotation, cellular component: plasma membrane. Lineage: Eukaryota; Fungi; Microsporidia. The coding region runs from base 1 to 1320 and encodes 439 amino acids. Gene Ontology annotation, biological process: monoatomic cation transport. Gene Ontology annotation, molecular function: monoatomic cation transmembrane transporter activity.